AUGUCCGAGUCGCCACCAGAAGCUAAGCCAGAUGCCAAGCCAGAAGUUAAACCAGAGACUCACAUCAAUCUAAAAGUUUCUGAUGGAUCCUCCGAGAUUUUCUUCAAAAUUAAAAGAACCACUCCUUUGAGAAGAUUAAUGGAAGCCUUUGCCAAGCGUCAAGGUAAAGAAAUGGAUUCUUUAAGAUUUCUUUAUGACGGUAUUCGUAUUCAAGCAGACCAGACACCAGAUGACCUGGAUAUGGAGGAUAACGAUAUCAUAGAGGCCCAUAGAGAACAAAUCGGGGGUAAGGCCUUUUGA
Molecule: messenger RNA, 300 nt
Organism: Zygosaccharomyces rouxii
Lineage: Eukaryota; Fungi; Ascomycota; Saccharomycetes; Saccharomycetales; Saccharomycetaceae
Gene: SMT3
Product: SUMO family protein SMT3
Exons: 1
Coding region: 1-300 (99 amino acids)
Biological process (GO): protein sumoylation
Cellular component (GO): nucleus; septin ring
Molecular function (GO): protein tag activity; ubiquitin-like protein ligase binding
Source: RefSeq, a predicted model, not a curated record